GGGUAGGAGGACUGCUACACAAAAAGUUGCCAUCGAGUCCCGCCCAUUGCUUCUCUGUAUAUCACCAUUAGCUUCUCUGGCUCUGGAAACUGGCAAUCGACCUCAAUAGCCAGUGAGGAUUACCCCGACCCACCACUACUUCUUUGAUUUGACACAAAGAACUUGCGAAUGAACGAGGUGUUCCCAUUGAUCCAUUCAGUUUGUUGAAAACCCUUCGGUGAUAAGUUGGGUUGUUUUGCAUUGCAUUUGCAACUUCACACAUGUGUGCGUCUGAUUUGGAUUGGAUUAGUUUUUGACUUUGAACUUUAAAAGGAUCAAUGCGAUAAGGCGGUGAAUCAGAAGUUUUGAGAUAUUGUUGCCCGUGAUCUCUGUUGCUUCAUUUUUCCACUCUUGUUCCCAUUCCCGUACCAUCGUGAUUUCAUUCCGUGACGAUUCAUCAUGAGUUCCACUCCGCCGGAAAACGUAUUCUCAGAUUCAUGGGUGGAUCUGUCUGGCCAGUUUUCACAAUCCCAUACCCCGAAUCGGGUCACGCCCAUUCCAUUUGGCGGAGAGCAAGACUACUUGCGGAUGCUCCGAGAAGCUCAACGCGAGUCCAAGCAGAAUUCCAACAAAGUAUCUCCCAUUUCAUCGGCUCUCAUGUCCCUUUCCUCCACCACUAGGAAUACACCAAGCGCCUCACCAAAAUCCCCACCCAAUAGUCCGAAUCCUGAGCUGGCCACGUUCGCCGAGGACCUCAAAGGCGUCUAUGUCAACCGUCUGUCAGAACCUGUCAGUCCCGUGGGUGCCGUGGGUCAGCCCGUGACCCCAUCGGAAAUGUUAUGGGAUUGGACCUCAAGGCCCACUGCACAACCUAGAGAUUGGAAACUAGCUCCCAACAUUCGGAGCCGUAAAUCCUCGUCCUCGUUCACGAGUUCUGGGGCCCACAGUUCGUCGGCCGCAACCAGGGAUGCCAAUGGAAAGAAAACGACCUACUCCAAAGGCGUCAUUUAUACCCUUAUUAUCACGAACAUAAUCUCCAUGAUUAUCGGAGCCGGUAUCGGAAUGUGGAUCAGUAAACGAGGAGGAAACCACGGAUUCAUCGAAAUUGCCGUUUGAGAGAUACCUCCCUUCCCUCAGAUAGAGUGGGUUAUGAGUAGAAUGAAUUGAUUGAUUUUACGACUGAUUUGACUAACGAACUGACCAAUUGUACGACAAGUGGAACUCGAGAGAGCGUUUGAGUGAAUGUGACCCAUCAUAACCAUGACAACACUCGUUUCCUUCAAAUGGGUCAUCAUUUCAAUGUCCUUCUUCCCUAUGCCGAAAGGAAUACGAAAACAAGGAGCCCUUGUAAAUUUGCAAGAAAACGAUUAUCUUCAUGUCUAGGCCCUCGAAAGGAGACACAUGGGUUUUUGUCGCAUCGAAGUCCGUUUUCACUCCUUUUUUAUUGAAUGUUUGUACAUCUUUCUUACCGGCACCAAUGAUCAGGUCCAACAAAUACGUCUUAAAACAUGUUUCUCUCUCUUUCUCUUUGUAUAUGUGAUUGUGCCAGUUUAUCAUCAUCUUUUGAAUUUUCAAUCUGGCUUUUCUCAGCUCUCUUUCAUUAGGCUAUAAUCUUAACCCUCUUCUACAAUCAUUAAUUGCAAUUUUUCUCCGUCUUUGUGCGUGUUUGUAGCAACAAAUGGCAUUAAAGUCUAACUGUUUCCAUGUCUUCUUUCGUUCAAGAAUCGUGGAAUGUAACUAGCUGUGACAGCAGGGAAAAAAAGAGAACCUACCAUAAGAAAUACACGACGUGAAUCCAAAAAGUCAA
Messenger RNA from Tigriopus californicus, 1786 nucleotides. RefSeq lists its product as uncharacterized. Lineage: Eukaryota; Metazoa; Arthropoda; Copepoda; Harpacticoida; Harpacticidae. Gene Ontology annotation, biological process: mitochondrial outer membrane permeabilization; positive regulation of apoptotic process. Gene Ontology annotation, cellular component: nucleus; mitochondrial outer membrane; mitochondrial envelope. The record is from RefSeq and is a predicted model, not a curated record.